AUGUCAGCGAACACAUCGACAACGCCAGAAUACUGUGAAUUCGGGCCAACACUCGAUAAAUGUAAACAAUGGCUACAGGAAAAUCACUCGGAACUUUACGAGAAACUACAUCCUACUUCAGCCAUUGAAGAGCAACUAGCAGGAACUUCGUUAAAGGAGCCAAAUAAACAAAGUAAUGACAGCGAAGAGAAGAAAAAAGCUAAAGAGGCCGCUAAAAUAGAGAGGGAACUAAAGAAAAAAAGAGCUUCAAAAAUAAUAAUUACGCGAAUCGCCCGAAAUAAACGGAAAUGCGUGACGAGUGUCUAUGGACUAGAAAAUUUUGAUAUUGACCUAAAAAAAGCCGCGAAAUCAUUCGCAUCAAAGUUCGCCUGUGGAUCAUCAGUAGUGAAAAAUAAUAUAGGGAAUGAUGAAAUAGUGGUGCAAGGCGACGUGUCAGAAGAUCUGGUAGACUUUAUACUGGAGACGUGGCCAGUUGUAAGUCCCAGAAAGUAA
This is a messenger RNA of Ambispora gerdemannii, 492 nucleotides long. NCBI's taxonomy places the organism in Eukaryota, Fungi, Glomeromycota, Glomeromycetes, Archaeosporales, Ambisporaceae. The record is from the annotation of a GenBank genome assembly.